This is a messenger RNA of Neltuma alba, 1278 nucleotides long. RefSeq names its product protease Do-like 5, chloroplastic. Gene Ontology annotation, biological process: proteolysis. Bases 60 to 1019 code for a protein of 319 amino acids. The transcript is spliced from 8 exons. The record is from RefSeq and is a predicted model, not a curated record. Gene Ontology annotation, molecular function: serine-type endopeptidase activity. NCBI's taxonomy places the organism in Eukaryota, Viridiplantae, Streptophyta, Magnoliopsida, Fabales, Fabaceae.
CUUAUCCACAUAGAAACCAGAAAUGAAGAGACAGCGGGGACUUUUGUUCUGGGAAUGCAAUGGGGAGCUGUAGUACCAUGGCACGGUUGGCAAUGGCACUGGCUUCUCUCCAAACUACACUCUCUCCCUUGUCCUCUUCUUCAACCUCCCUUCCUUCUCUUUCUCUCACUUCGACACGACGAGCCAUUGCCUUUGGUUCCUGCGUUUCACUCGCUUCUUUGCUCCCUCUGUCCAAUCCCAAUUCAACGCCGCCCGCACUUGCUCAGCUUCUAUCAGACGAGCUUCAGCAAGAAGAAGACCGUAUCGUGCAUCUCUUUCAGGAAACUUCACCGUCGGUUGUUUUUAUUAAAGACAUUGAAUUGGCUAAAGUCCCCAAGACCUCUAACGAAGUCAUGCUGAAUGAGGAUGAAGAUGCAAAAGUUGAAGGAACUGGUUCAGGCUUCAUUUGGGAUAAAUUUGGUCACAUUGUUACUAAUUACCAUGUUGUUGCUAAAUUGGCUACUGAUACUGGUGGUUUACAACGUUGUAAGGUGUUUCUAGUCGAUGCCAGGGGGAAUAACUUUGUCAGGGAAGGCAAGAUAGUUGGGUUUGAUCCCGCAUUUGAUCUGGCUGUUCUCAAGGUCGAUGUUGGUGGGUACGAAAUAAAGCCUGCUAUUCUUGGUGCAUCUAAAGAUAUACAUGUUGGUCAGAGCUGCUUCGCUAUUGGGAAUCCUUAUGGCUAUGAGAACACUCUGACCACAGGGGUCAUCAGUGGUUUAGGUCGGGAGAUUCCUGCACCAAAUGGGGGAGCUAUCAAGGGAGCUAUUCAAACCGAUGCAGCUAUUAACUCUGGUAACCGGAAUUCUGGUGGACCAUUGAUUGAUUCGCACGGUCAUGUUAUUGGAGUAAAUACAGCAACAUUUACUAGAAAAGGGACUGGAGUAUCGUCUGGUGUUAACUUUGCAAUACCCAUUGACACAGUUCUCAGAAGCGUGCCGUACCUCAUUGUGUAUGGAACACCAUAUACUAACAGGUUUUGAUAACCUUGGUUUUUGGGCUAAUGUUCAUCAAGUCAAAUCCCAUGCCUGUAUUAUCUUCUUCACUUAUUUUUCUUUUGCCAGAACCAUGCCUGUAUUAUCUGUGGCCAAUAGUUAGUGUUUUGGUUUAUCAAUAGGUCACAUCACAUGUCCUUGAGAUUUCCUUAAACUUCUAGAGUCGGAAACCGUGUCGGGUCUUCUGGAGGUUUGAAUACGAAAUUUGACAUCUUUUAUAUAAACAUUGACAAUCGGUCUGCAAUCA